Heterobilharzia americana is the source of this 461-nucleotide messenger RNA. The record is from the annotation of a GenBank genome assembly. NCBI's taxonomy places the organism in Eukaryota, Metazoa, Platyhelminthes, Trematoda, Strigeidida, Schistosomatidae.
UUACUUUUAACCGCAGUUCAACUUGUGUAUUUGAUACUGUGGUAUGAGAUGGAUUCUGGAGACCUUAGGAAAUUAAUCGAAGAUCAGGCUAAUCAAACAAUAGAGUCAAUUCAGGGGCACCGAGAUAUAUCAAGAAAAAAGCUGGCUGAGUACAAGCGCUACGUAAUUGAGCAGGUAUCCACGUUGUUUACAGAUCUAGAAUCAAGAUGCCUCAAGCAGGAGAACGAAUCUGAUGAUUUUAUCCAGGAGCUUAUAGUAGAACUAAUGGAACUGCUGAAAAAUAUCGAUACCCUUUUGAUUGAGAUUCAUACCUGUAAAAGUACACUUUCCAAGUUAAACAAUAUGUUGACUGGUAAAGAAAAUUUUUCUUGAAAUGAACCCCCGCAAAAUGGUGUGUUUUUAGUUGUUGUAUGGCAAUCAAGAUAAAAAAUCUUUAAUACUAAAUAAAAAACUGGAAACCA